UGUAGUGAGACAAGAUAUAGAAAAAAAAGGGAAAUAUUGAUUGUUACACAAAAUACAAUUUAUUAUUUGAUUCAUUCUACUCGUACUUCUUUUUCUAUCACUCUCACACUUUCACACUCACGCUCACAUUCACACUCUUCUCACACUCUCACAUCUCAUACUCUCACCACUUACACUACUAAAAACCUCCACUCACUCGCUCAUUUCUCUCAUUGCAUUAUCGAUCAAAAAGCCCAUUACUUUAUCAAUUCGUUGUGGUUAAUAAGCUAUUUUGGCGGGGCAAUCGCCUGUGAGGAAGUUGUCUGGAGCUAAAUCCUGACCGCAACGCACUGAACGAUCUUCCCAUUCCCUCGAGGAAAUACCGAUACUUUUACUCCUCAUUCAAUACAACCACCCGAAUACAACAUCAACUACAACCUCACCAUCUACCUACAGUCCUACAUCCUACAUCCUACAUCCUACAUCCUACAACCUUCCCUUCUCCCCUCUUUCCCCCUCCUACCGAUACAAUUUUGUUCCCCAUCCCCAAGAUGUCAUCUUGGAAUAUCACCAAGAGUAAGUGAAAUUCAUUAUAUUCAAUCUUGGAAGACAGUUCAAUCUACGGCCUUAGGAUCAAUCCUACCGCUGCUUAUCAACUCAAUAUCCAUACGAAGAAAUUGAUUGAGCUGGAAAGCGACCAUAUCAAACGGAAUCAUCAUCACUAAUUCUCCAUCGAUUUUUUAGAGCUGAAAGAGACGCAUCUUGGUCCUCUCACAUCUACCUUUUCUCGCACACCCUCUUCACAAACCCUCAGAGAAUCUUCCAAAGAUGAGAAAUCAAGCAUACCACCGUCACCAUCGGCCAACGAUAGUGGUAUAGGUACGCGCAAAUGAUGAUUUGAAUCGUGGAAAAGAUACUGACCUUCAAAGCUGCUUCGGAAGCCAUGGCUACUCAACCACAAUCUGCUCCUCGACCGGGUAUUCUUAUCGUUACUCUUCACGAAGGAAAUGGAUUCUCCCUCCCAGAUCAAUAUAAACAAGUCUUCAGCAAUCAUACUCAGAAUUCAUUAUCUGCGGGAAAUGGCUUUGGAGUCGCUGGUUCAGUUCGUUCUGGAUCUUCAACCCAAGUCGCUGGAUCUUACUCAAGUAUGAGACCACAAACGUCAGGAGGUGGUAUUCAAGUUCCUACGAACCACGGCAGAAUCUCCUCCAAAUAUCUUCCGUAUGCCUUGUUAGAUUUUGAUAAGAUGCAGGUUUUCGUCAAUGCAGUUGCAGGUUCUCCUGAAAACCCUCUAUGGGCUGGAGAUAACACUCAAUACAAGUUUGAUGUUUCAAGAGUUACUGAGUUAGCAGUUCAUUUAUAUCUUCGAAACCCGAAUGCGCCUCCAGGAUCUGGUCGAAGUCAAGAUAUUUUCCUUGGUGUUACGCGCAUCAACCCACGAUUCGAAGAGAAGCAUAAAUAUGUCGAAGAUCCUAAAAUGGGAAAGAAAGACAAGGAAAAGGCGGCUGCAGAAUUCCAAAGAAGAGAGAGUACAUUGGGACAAGUUGGACCAGAAUGGUUAGAUGUUCAAUAUGGUACGGGAAAGAUUCGAAUUGGUGUUGAAUACGUUGAGAAUAGAACAAGAGCAUUGAAGAUUGAUGAUUUCGACUUAUUGAAAGUGGUUGGAAAAGGAAGUUUUGGAAAGGUUAUGCAAGUCAAGAAAAAAGAUACCCAACGAAUUUACGCCCUCAAGACCAUUCGAAAGGCUCAUAUCAUUUCACGAUCAGAAGUUGCACAUACAUUGGCAGAACGAUCCGUCCUCUCUCAAAUCAACAAUCCCUUCAUCGUACCUCUCAAGUUUACCUUUCAAUCACCAGACAAGUUAUAUUUCGUCUUGGCAUUUGUCAAUGGUGGUGAACUUUUCCAUCAUCUUCAAAAGGAGUCUCGCUUCGAUAUCAAUCGUUCAAGAUUUUAUACGGCCGAACUCCUUUGCGCUUUAGAAUGUUUACAUGGAUUCAACGUCAUUUAUCGUGACUUGAAACCAGAGAAUAUUCUAUUGGAUUACUCGGGUCACAUUGCACUCUGUGAUUUCGGGUUGUGUAAACUUGAUAUGAAGGAUGAGGAUCGUACCAAUACCUUCUGUGGAACUCCCGAAUACCUGGCACCUGAAUUGUUGUUGGGUCAAGGUUACACUAAGACGGUCGAUUGGUGGACUCUUGGUGUUUUACUCUAUGAGAUGUUGACUGGUUUACCUCCUUUCUACGAUGAAAACACUAAUGAGAUGUAUCGAAAGAUUUUGAGCGAGCCAUUGAACUUUCCAGGUCCUGAAAUUGUUCCACCUGCUGCUAAGGAUCUUUUGCAAAAACUUCUCAACAGAAAGCCAGAUCAAAGAUUGGGUGCAAAUGGUGCAUCAGAAAUUAAGGCACAUCCUUUCUUCCACAGUAUUGAUUGGCGUAAAUUACUUCAAAGAAAGUAUGAGCCUACUUUCAAGCCCAAUGUGGUAUGUAUUUCUUUUUCUUUCUUUUCCUUUUGAUACAUCAACAUGCAAUAUACUAAUACACAAUAGACGGAUGCUCUUGAUACCACCAACUUUGAUGUGGAAUUUACAUCUCAAGCACCAGCCGAUUCAUUGGUUGAAGGUGGACAACUAUCAUCAACCAUGCAAGAACAAUUUACAGGAUGGUCUUAUAAUAGACCAGUUGCAGGAUUAGGUGAUGGUGGUGGAAGUAUUAAAGAUCCAAGUUUCGUAGGAAGUGUACAGGACAGAUAGAUUAAGGUCACGGCAAAAAGGCAUCUGGUAUUCUGGAAAUAACCUGUGGUAUGAUGAUAUGACGUAAACUUAGCUCGGCGUCUUUCUUUCUCUCAAUAUAGCAUUUCGGAUACAGUUGAGGGGGUUUCUUCUCUCUCUCUUUACUAAAUUCAUGGGGGUAUUAGAUGAGAGAAGAGGUGAGGGGAGGAGGU
This is a messenger RNA of Sclerotinia trifoliorum, 2919 nucleotides long. The record is from the annotation of a GenBank genome assembly. Lineage: Eukaryota; Fungi; Ascomycota; Leotiomycetes; Helotiales; Sclerotiniaceae.